Danio aesculapii is the source of this 2072-nucleotide messenger RNA. RefSeq names its product bromodomain containing 7 (gene brd7). Gene Ontology annotation, cellular component: nucleus. The record is from RefSeq and is a predicted model, not a curated record. The transcript has 17 exons. Gene Ontology annotation, biological process: regulation of transcription by RNA polymerase II. The coding region runs from base 80 to 1966 and encodes 628 amino acids. NCBI's taxonomy places the organism in Eukaryota, Metazoa, Chordata, Actinopteri, Cypriniformes, Danionidae.
AGUCAUCUUUACCGACACAAAACAAAGAGCAGAGUGGUCAAGCGCUGACCUGACUCAACCACCCGCUUCACUUAAAAUAAUGGGCAAAAAGCACAAGAAACACAAAUCAGAGAAGCACACACACGACGAAUUCACGGAGCGUCCUCUGAAGCUGGUGUUAAAAGUGGCUGGGAAUGAAGUCACCACAGGCAGCCCUGGCCUUGAGACUGCAUAUAAUGACCAGGUAGACCAUGACAAACACAAAGACAAGAAAAAGAAGAAGAAAAAGAAGGACGAGAAGGACAGAGCCAGUCCUCCAGUAUCACCACUUGACAAAAAGAAAAAGAUGACCAAAAAAAGAAAGGGCCCAGAGCCUGUGGAUCCAGACUGGGAUGAGCACAGCAGAACUCCUGCUCACUCUGAUGUGUCCCAGGACAAGCCUCUGACCCCCUCACUUGCCAAAAUGGCAGAAAAAGAGCAGACUCCCCUACAAGAGGCCCUAAGUCAGCUCAUCCGACAACUCCAGAGGAAGGACCCCAGUGCAUUCUUCUCAUUCCCCGUGACGGACCUGAUCGCCCCAGGAUACUCUAUCAUAAUAAGGAAACCCAUGGACUUCAGCACUAUAAAAGAGAAAGUGAAGAAGGAGCAAUAUCGGUCACUGGAGGAGCUCAAGCUGGAUUUCAAAGUGAUGUGUGAAAACGCUAUGAUCUACAACAAACCAGAGACCAUUUACUACAAAGCAGCAAAGAAACUCCUUCACUCCGGCAUGAAGAUCCUGAGCAAAGAGAGACUGGACAGUUUAAAGCAGAGCAUAGAGUUCAUGUCUGGCCUGCAGAUGUCCACCGGUCAUUCAGCAGAGAAUGGAGAGAAUGAGGCCAGGACAUCAGGCCCUGCCAAAGUGAAAUCCUCUGUCAUGGACACAAGUGACAACUCACAGUCUCCCCGUGUAGGCAACAAAGACACUUUGAGAGACAGUAAAGAUGACGCUCAGAAGAGCCAAGCAGAGAAAGACUUGGAGGAGAUUAAGAAGAUUAUUGAGGAGUCUGGAGGGAAACUCUCAAGCAGAAGCCUUCAGUGUGAGCUGGAGUUUGAGAGAAGGACAUCUGAUGGUUUAACCACUCUGGGCAUCCUAAACCCUGCUGACCUGAGCGCUGGAGAUCCAGGAUACUGCCCAGUCAAAUUGGGCAUGAUGGGAGGUCGGCUGCAGACUGGAAUAAACACCCUUCAGGGUUUCAAAGAGGACAAGAGAAACAUGGUCACUCCUGUUGCCUAUAUGAAUUACGGCCCCUUCACCUCAUAUGCUCCUACAUAUGACUCCAGUUUUGCCAAUAUCAGCAAAGAAGACUCCGAUCUCAUUUACUCCUUUUAUGGGGAAGACAGCAGUCAGCCAGAAUCUGAAAGCAUUGCAGAUUACCUUGCUAAAUCUGAGGAGCACAUGAGCAGAUUAGCAGAUAAUGUCCUGGAUGCUUUGACGAGCGGAGAACAUUCAAAAAAACUGAAAGAGACAGAAAGUAAUAAUCUGCCAACAGAAGAGCCUGCAGAGAAAGCAGACACAACAGAUGAUGCUGAGGUUGUUGCGUCAGAACCCAGCAGUGCUGAUAGCGUAACUCCACUCACAUCUGUAGGUUUGAAUUCUGACCUGCUUCCCGAGAGCUUUGACUCAGAAGAAGCAGAGCAUUUCCAACAGAAGCUGGAUGAGACGACGCUGUUGCUGAGGGAGCUGCAGAAGGUUCAGAAAGAGAGACUAAGUGCUAAACAGCCACCAAACAUCAUCUGUCUGCUGGCUCCCACUGCCAAAGAGCUGCAGCUUGCGGAGAAAGUUACGGGUAACCUGGCUCAGCUGACCAGUCAGGUGACCCCUGCUGACGUGUGCAGUGUUUAUGGGAUCAGAAAGGCCAUGGGGGUCUCUCUUCCGAAUGCUCAGGAUCCAUUCAUACACCUGACCACAGUGGGAGAUCUGAGUGAACCCAUGGAGGGAGUGUGUUGAUCUAUCAUCAAUGCAGGCUGUCUUUCUGCUUAGUCCGGAUCACACCUUCCCCCAAUUCUUCUUUGUAUUUUGUUCCAUUUAAAUAAACGUCCUUCUUUUUAAAAAA